Syngnathoides biaculeatus (alligator pipefish) is the source of this 1132-nucleotide messenger RNA. It is a transcript of the gene cfap298, whose product is annotated as cilia and flagella associated protein 298. The record is from RefSeq and is a predicted model, not a curated record. Gene Ontology annotation, biological process: regulation of cilium movement. The transcript has 8 exons. NCBI's taxonomy places the organism in Eukaryota, Metazoa, Chordata, Actinopteri, Syngnathiformes, Syngnathidae. The coding region runs from base 160 to 1032 and encodes 290 amino acids.
CUUUGGCCUUCGGAUAGCAGUAGUGCUGCGUGUCUCCGUCUUGACGGCGAAGAAGAAUUGUUGGGUGAACGCGAGUUGCUAAGUCACUAGACGUAAACAAAUGUAAACUAUUUGUUCGUCAUUUGCACGGCAACAAGAAGGAAAAAGCUCGAUUUGGUGAUGGUUAUUCUGCACGUCAAACGCGGGGACGAGAGCCACUUCCUGUUUAGCACCGGCGUCCACGAGCCCGUCGACGUGCUCGUGCGCGACAUCACGAACAUUUACAACGGGAGGCUGAAAGUCGACCGACUAUGUGCAGAGAUGGCCGAGCUGGCCGAGCACGGCGUCACACUGCCGCCCAACAUGCAAGGCUUGACGGACGAGCAGCUGGUGGACCUGAAGCUGAAGGACGAGUGGGAGGACAAAUGCGUGCCCAGCGGGGGGGCCGUCUUCAAGAAGGACGAUGUGGGCCGGCGCAACGGACACGCUCCCGAUGAGAAAAUGAAAGCCAUCCUGCUGAAAACGGCGGACGAGGCGAAGGCCCUCAUCUCCAAAAAACAAGCGGAGGCCGGCGUGUGCGUCACCAUGGCGAUGGUGAACGAGGCCCUCGCCCAGCUGCGGGGGGCCGUCAUGAUCGUGUACCCCAUGGGGCUGCCGCCUCACGACCCCGUCCGCAUGGAGCUGGAAGACCGCGAGGACCUGUCGGGGAUGCAGGCGUCACUUCAAGUGCUGGAGGAGUCAGAGUGCCAACUGUGGUGGGCGGCCAAGGAGUUGCAGAGGGGCAAGAAGUUGCAGGACUAUAUCGGCAAGAACGAAAAGACCAAGCUGGUGGUCAAGAUCCAGAAGAAAGGACAGGGGGCGCCGGCGAGGGAGCCUCUGGUCACCAAUGAGCAGCACAAGCAGAUGAUGAUGCAUUACUACAGGAGGCAGGAGGAGCUCAAGAAAUUAGACGAGGCCGACGACGACAGCUACAUGGACUCGGAAUGGUCGGACCGGCAGGCCCUCAAAAGACAAUUUCAAGGCCUGAGCAACAUCAAAUGGGGACCCAGGUAACGACCGGCGCGGCGUCUCCUCGACGAAGCCGCAUUCUUUCGGCACGGACGACAUCGGCCCAUACGCCUCACGUUUAAUAAACUGCUAAUAUUUUGCUCCA